GGAGGAAGCCGGAAGCGGCGUAGUGGAACGGCGGCCGAGCGGGUGCGCGCAUCGGUGGCCAUGGGGGAUAAGUUUGACCACCUGGAGGAGCACCUGGAGAAGUUCGUGGAGAACAUCCGGCAGCUCGGCAUCAUCGUCAGCGACUUCCAGCCCAGCAGCCAGGCCGGGCUCAACCAGAAGCUGAAUUUUAUUGUUACCGGCUUGCAGGAUAUCGAUAAGUGCAGACAGCAACUUCAUGAUAUUACUGUCCCUUUAGAAGUGUUUGAAUACAUAGAUCAAGGUCGAAACCCCCAACUCUACACCAAAGAGUGCCUGGAGAGGGCUCUGGCUAAAAAUGAGCAAGUUAAAGGCAAGAUUGACACAAUGAAGAAAUUUAAAAGCCUGUUGAUUCAAGAGCUUUCUAAAGUCUUUCCUGAAGACAUGGCUAAGUACCGAAGCAUCCGAGGGGAGGACCACCCCCCUUCCUAAAUUCUUCCUCCGUCUGUCUGAAGAUCCUCCAAGUCUUGCACGAGUGGCCGUGACCUUCAGGCAGCCUGUGACUGAGCAGCACCGAUGCUGUUUCCUGAGCCCAUCCUCCUGCCACCUUCUCCUUGUCGUUGGCUUCUGGGGAUAGCGGGCCUGGACGGCGUGCGAGGCUGUGCCGCCAGCUGCCCCCUCCCUGAUGUGCUCUGUUUGGUCCUCAAACUCGUUUGGCUGCUGAUCUCACAUCUUUGAGUGAGGUGCAUAUGGUUCUCCACGGCCAAAUAGUCCUGGAAAUAUUAAACAUGAUAGGUAAAGUAAAAGUUUUAAAGAAUUCUACGUAAUCGUUUUCUUUUAAUAUACUCUUUCUGUUCCUUAUUUUUUUUUUUUUGGUGUCAAAGAAAGCUAAAAAAAAAGAAAAAUUGGUUUAAUAUGAGAAGUACUUUAAGUUGGUUUUGUGUUUUAUAUUUUAAGUAUAGUACGUAAAGAAUGUGUUCAAUGGAACUGUUUCCGUGGAUUUCAGUUAGUCUAACAUAAUAAAGUCUUUAAG
This is a messenger RNA of Hippopotamus amphibius kiboko, 1009 nucleotides long. It is a transcript of the gene MED10, whose product is annotated as mediator complex subunit 10. NCBI's taxonomy places the organism in Eukaryota, Metazoa, Chordata, Mammalia, Artiodactyla, Hippopotamidae. The transcript is spliced from 4 exons. Gene Ontology annotation, cellular component: mediator complex; chromatin. Gene Ontology annotation, biological process: positive regulation of transcription by RNA polymerase II. The record is from RefSeq and is a predicted model, not a curated record. The coding region runs from base 61 to 468 and encodes 135 amino acids. Gene Ontology annotation, molecular function: transcription coregulator activity.